AUGCGGCACAGAGACAAGGAGAUGGAAAUGAGGAAAAAGAGAUUAAGAGACAAAAAGCAUAGGAUGACAAUGUCUAAUAUAAAUCUAAUCAGAGUUCCAGAAAGAGAAAAUGGAAAACAGACAUUUUUCAAAGAGAUCACCAUUGAUAAUUUUCCAAAACUUAUCAAGGACAUUAAUCUAUAUAUAGUCAUUCAAAUUCUAGGAAAUAAGUUUCCAUGAACUUUGGUGGCAUAGAAAACUGACCUGCCAGAGUUCCAGGGAGAGCCUGAUGAGAUUUCCAUACAGAAGUGUCAGGAAACAGCUCGCCAGGUACAGGGGCCUGUACUGCUGGAGGACACCUAUCUGUGCUUCAGUGCCCUUGGGAGCCUCCCUGGCCCCUACCUAAAGUGGUUUUUGGAGAAGUUAAAGCCUGAAGGUCUCUACCAGCUCCUGGCUGGGUUUGAGGACAGACUUGCCUGUGUGCUCUGCACAUUUGUGCUCAGCACCAGGGACCCCACCAAGUUAGUGUCCCUGUUCAGGGUCCAGAUCGGGGUGCCCCAAGGCUUCCAGAACUUUGGCUGGGACCUCUGCUUUCAGCCUGAUGGAUAUGAGCAGGCAUAUGCAAAGAUGCCCAUAGCUGAGAAGAACACCAUCUCCCAUCACUUCCAGGCCCUGACUGAGCUAGAAAAACACUUUUGCAGCCUGACUCUCUGGUAG
Neomonachus schauinslandi (Hawaiian monk seal) is the source of this 696-nucleotide messenger RNA. RefSeq names its product inosine triphosphate pyrophosphatase-like. Gene Ontology annotation, biological process: nucleoside triphosphate catabolic process. The transcript is spliced from 2 exons. The record is from RefSeq and is a predicted model, not a curated record. NCBI's taxonomy places the organism in Eukaryota, Metazoa, Chordata, Mammalia, Carnivora, Phocidae. Gene Ontology annotation, molecular function: nucleoside triphosphate diphosphatase activity. Gene Ontology annotation, cellular component: cytoplasm.